AUGUUUUGUGCCAUAAGCGGUCGACCUUUGAAAGCCGCCGUUUUCUCACCAAAUUCGAAGUGUGUCUUUGAAAAGUCUCUGAUAGAAAGUUACAUCCAGCAACAUGGUGUAGACCCAAUCACAAAAGAUCCUUUAGAGAUUGGGCAACUUGUCGAAAUAGGACAUACUCCCGAACAGUAUGCAAUGUCAAAUGCUGUUAACUCCUCCACCCUAAAGUCGAACUACAGCAUUCCAAAUCUAUUAUCAUCUCUGCAAGAUGAGUGGGAUGCAGUUAUGCUCGAAAAUUUUCAGCUGAGGCAGCAGCUAGAAGCCCUCAAAGUAGAGCUCUCGACCUCUAUGUAUCAACGCGAAGCUGCAAUGAAUGUUGCCACAAGGGCUACGUUAGAGUGUGAAAGUUUAAAGAAAGAAUUGAGUGUCUUGACCCAAAACUUGGCGCCGGCUCAGCCUGAAAAGCUUGAUAUUAGUGAUGGGGAAUUAUCGGAUGAGCGUAUCUCAGAAAUUCUGCGAAACCGUAUUAAUAAUUCAGGAGAGUUUGCGAAAGAAAGUCGCAAAAAUAAAUUUAGGCCAUUGCCGUGUUCUAGAGUAGAAGGAAACGUUGAGUUAAUUACCGAAGCUACCUAUAAUGGCUCUUUGGACUCUGCCUUUAUCAACGGCAAUAUUGCCAAUGGAAAAUUGGUGGUCUAUCACGACCCAACAGGUGCAUGCAAUAUACUGUCAGUUAAAAACUGUGAUGUGGGUGAUUUAAAACCUGUUUUGAGGGCCGGUGACUCUCUCAAUUUUGCUGCACCGCUGGAUACAAAUCGAGUAGCUUUCGGGACACAACUAGGUGCCCACGGCAUUUUCAGUCUGACCGAUCAACAAGAACCCUUCCCCUCCAUGAAGGGUAGUGAUCAGGAUGCAAUUGUAUUAGUAUCAUACAAUGAAGUGCUGAACGCGGAUGCUUAUGUUGUUGUAAGUUCCAGUGGUGUCGUCUCAUUAGCCGAUGUUGUACAAAACCGUGUCUUAGAUUUAAAGCUAGAAAUGUUUCCCACUGAUUUUGCACACAUGCAUAAGGAUGGCCUCCUACUGCUGAAAGGAAAUACUUCCAGGUUAAUUGUGCACGAUUUUACGGAUCUGAAAAGAACAGCCAUAGAAUUUGAACAUGAUAUAAACAAUGAGGGGCCCAUAAAAUCCGCAGAAUUCGCAUCUAAUGGCUACUGGCUGGUGGUUCAAACUUCUAAGAAGCUCAAAAUUUUUGAUUUGAGAAAAAGUACAAACACUCUCGCCAUGGAGCCAGUUACAUUUAAUGACCAGAGAUUAGUUGCUUGGGAGUUGGAUCCAAGCAUGAAGGAAUUGUUUUUAGUUGUUGAAGAUGAAAUGCAGAGUGAGUCAUGCUCGAUAUUAUUCUACGAGCUCAAUAAACCGGCUAAGAAGUGGGAUCAAAAAUGUGUCCUAGUUGAUUCAUUGGAAGGCGUACGGGACCUAUCUUACUUAUGGGAUGCCAAUUCGGCAAUCAUAAAAGUGUUGACAAACACUCAAGUAUUUGAUUUAAAAAUUACGUAG
This is a messenger RNA of Lachancea dasiensis, 1542 nucleotides long. NCBI's taxonomy places the organism in Eukaryota, Fungi, Ascomycota, Saccharomycetes, Saccharomycetales, Saccharomycetaceae. The record is from the annotation of a GenBank genome assembly.